This is a messenger RNA of Cannabis sativa, 2061 nucleotides long. Its product is annotated as amino acid transporter AVT3B. The transcript has a single exon. Gene Ontology annotation, molecular function: amino acid transmembrane transporter activity. Lineage: Eukaryota; Viridiplantae; Streptophyta; Magnoliopsida; Rosales; Cannabaceae. Bases 413 to 1669 code for a protein of 418 amino acids. The record is from RefSeq and is a predicted model, not a curated record. Gene Ontology annotation, biological process: amino acid transmembrane transport. Gene Ontology annotation, cellular component: vacuolar membrane.
UUAAAGUAAAAAAAAGGAGAAGAUUUUAUUGGUUUUUUAAGUAAACAAUGAGAAGAUUUGAUUGGUUUUUUAGGUACAGCUUUCUUUUUUUUUUUUUUUUUUUAAAUAAACGUAUUCGUACCAUUAAAUAAACAAACUAGACCUGGUCGGUCAUUACAUAAUAGGUACAGCUUUCUUAAAUAUGGUGAGAUGAGAUUAGCUAUUCCAACACGGGGCCCUCCCCCUGUCCCUGUCCCUGUCCAUUGCCCAAGAUGCCAAUUUGGAUUUGACUUGUUAUUUUUAGACCAAAAAGACACCAUUUUUAUUUUCUUCUACCUAUUCCUUUGCUAAUGUUAUCUACAAUCUUCUUCUUCUGAAUCGAAAAGCUCAAAACUUGUUUUCAUUCAAACCUUAGAAAGCAAUAAUAAUAAUCAUGGUGGUAUUUGAUAAGGGAGCAAGCUCUUCCACUUCAUCUCUACCCAGAGAAGACACCCCACUUCUGGGCAAGCCUCGUCGUCUCUCCUCCCAAUUCAAGACCUUCGCCAACGUCUUCAUCGCCAUAGUCGGCUCCGGCGUCCUCGGCUUACCUUACGCCUUCAGAAAAACAGGAUGGGUCUUCGGCGCUCUCGUCCUCUUCUCCGUCGCCUUCCUUACCUACCACUGCAUGAUGCUCCUCAUCGCCACGCGCCGCCGCCUCGAUUCCCUUCUGGGCUACUCCAAAAUCGCAUCUUUCGGCGAUCUAGGCUACGCCGUCUGCGGUCCACCCGGUAGAUUAUCCGUCGACAUCAUGCUCGUCCUAGCUCAAGCUGGGUUCUGCGUUAGCUACCUCAUCUUCAUCUCCAAUACCCUAGCUUUCCUCUUCAAUUACCAAUUUUUAGGUCUGGGUGUGUCCCCAAAAUCCCUCUUUCUCUGGGCUUGUUUCCCAUUCCAAUUGGGUCUGAAUUCGAUUCCAACCCUUACCCAUUUGGCCCCUCUCAGCAUUUUUGCCGAUGUGGUUGAUCUAGGCGCCAUGGGGGUAGUGAUGGUGGAGGAUGUGGUCAUCUUUCUAAACCAAAAACCAGCUUUGCAAGCAUUUGGGGGGCUUUCAGUUUUCUUCUAUGGUCUAGGAGUGGCAGUCUACGCUUUUGAAGGUAUUGGAAUGAUAUUACCAUUGGAAUCUGAAACCAAAGACAAAGCCAAAUUUGGGAAAGUGUUGGGACUAUGCAUGGCAUUCAUUGCUCUGUUGUACGGGUCAUUUGGUGUGUUGGGUUACUUUGCUUUUGGUGAUGAAACCAGGGACAUAAUCACCACCAAUUUUGGUCAGGGGCUUGUGAGCACACUGGUGCAGCUUGGUCUGUGUGUGAACCUGUUCUUUACCUUACCACUGAUGAUGAACCCGGUUUAUGAAGUGAUGGAGAGAAGGUUCUGUGAUUCCACCUAUUGCUUGUGGCUGAGAUGGGGACUGGUUUUGGUGGUGAGCUUGGUGGCUUUGUAUGUGCCUAAUUUUGCUGAUUUCCUAUCUCUGGUGGGAAGCAGUGUGUGUGUUGUUCUGGGGUUUGUGUUGCCUGCUUUAUUCCACUUGAUUGUAUUCAAAAGAGAGUUGGGUUGGGUUGGUGUGGUCUUGGAUGGCUUCAUUGUGGCUAUUGGACUCAUUAUUGGAGUCACUGGAACUUGGUCCUCUCUCUUGCAUAUACUUGCCCCCACUGAAUGAAUCCUGAUCAAAUGCAGUCUCUUUACUUUGAGAGCUAUCUGUUUUGAAAUUGAGUCAAAAGAAUCACAAUGAAAAGAAAAGGGUUGUCUUGAAAUGCUGUGUGGUGUACUAGUUCUUUUCUGCAAAGUGUCCAUUAUUAUGCUUCUUUUUUAUAGACAUGCAAGCAAGUGAUUGAGUGAGUGAGUAGUUUUGUACAUUUUACUUUUUUACAUUCCAUUCCAAAGCAUAAAUUAAUGCUUAGUAGUUAAGUUUAGUUUUAAGUUAUUUUGAGUUAGAUUUUACUUUUUGUGAUUGGUUGGUUGAAUGGGAUAUAGAAUAAGGGAAGUUAUCUUGUCCAUUAUCUUAUCAGUUAGAUUUUUGAAAUGUAAAGUUAAAGCUCUUUCAUUUGAUUA